CGGGCUGCGCUUCCCAGCACUCAGCAGGUGCGGAGGUGGCGCAGCCGGCCUCAGACAGCUCCCUCCCACCCACGUGUCCGUUUUGGGGAUGGGUGCGGCGGCCGAGGUCCUCGAACAGCUUCCAGCACCGGUCAGGAGUUCAAGGCCAGGCUGAAAUCUGCGUUGACUCUUCCCCGAAGAGUUUGAAAGAGUGAAGUACGGGACAGUAACCGUCCUUCUCUGCCCUCAGCGUCAAUCUCGAAUUUGCGCCGGGCGCGUGGCUGGGAGCCCAGCCUUCUCGGGGGUCCCGCUCGAGGCCAAGAUGUCUUCCGUGGGGAAGGUGACCCAGAUUCCCAGCGGGAAGGUCUACCAGCAGAUCUUCGAGGCUGAGGUGCAGUUGGUCCGCUCCCUGGCAUCCUCUAGGAAGCGAGCUGUGGAGCGUUCCAUGAUCCCAAAGGAUGGCAAGAAGCCCUUGAUGAAGAAGGUGGAUGUUCAUGAAGGCGAGAUGGUGUCUCCUAGGCAGCAGAAGUGGAUGCGCAGCCUACCCAAUGACUGGACCACAGAAAACCCUGUUCUCUACAGGGAAAAGGAAAUAGCCAAAAAGGAAAAAGCUCAAGAGAGUGAGAACACCAUCGCUGCCAGAGAAGUCCGGGGCCUCACGGAUACCAUUGUUCCUGAGAGGAUCAGCACCACCACCUUUCAAAAGCAAGGAGAUAACAAGAGGAGGGCCUACGAGAGUGCCCUGGUGAGCUUUAAGGAGGAGAUCGCUCAGAUUGGGAUGGAAAUGGAACCUCUCAUCUUGGAACCAGGAGCACUUCUUUUAAAAAAGCUGGCUGAGUCUGAAGAGGAUGUCGACAAUCUCUUCAGAAAGGUGGAAAACGACAGCAACCUCGAAGACUACACCAUCCAAGCCCUGUUGGAGCUGAGGGAUCAGGUGGCCGAGAAGUUCCUGCUGCAGAAGCAGGAGAUCAAGGAGCUGGAUGAGACGCUGCACUCACUUGAGUUCUCCCGGGUAGAUAAACUAAAAAGUGUGUUGAAGAAAUAUGUGGAAAUCAUAGAGAAAACUUCCUACCUCAUGCAGCCCGACGUAUAUAGGCUGAUCAAUAAAGAAGCCAUGAUCAUAAACCGCGCCCUGCUGGGCAACCGGAGGGCCCUUGCCCAGCUGUUCGUCAACCUGAUGGAGGCCAGGCUGCAGCAGGAGCUUGAUAGCCACCGCCGCUGGCAGUGCCUGAUGGACGCCUGGAAGGCUCUCAAGAAGGACGGCCUGGUGCAGGCGUUCAGUGAGUUCAUGGCCAGUGAAAAGAUCCAGACUCCUCCGGCUGUGAAGAAGGAGCUUGAGACCAUGAUGAAGGACCGGAGCAUCUUGCAGCAGAAGCGCCUGGACCACCUGUGCACCAUCUGUGACCUCCUGCCCCCCAAUUACAGCAAAGCUCAGCUGAUGGAAUGGCAUUCUUCUCUCAACUCGUUGAACAAGCAACUCGACGCCUACCACAUGGACUGCAUGAUGCGGAUCCGCUUGCAGUAUGAGAAGAUCUGGCAGGAGUGCCUCACCCAAGUGCAGACGUGCAGGAAGCAGCUGCUGGACUGGAAGGCCUUCACUGAGGAGGAGGCAGAGAGCCUGGUGAGCCCGUCCUUCUUCCAGAUGGUGGGAAGUCUCCAGAGCAAGGUGGAGGAGGAGCUGGAGGCCUUGGAUAAAUCCUUCGAGAUCGUGGCAAAGCAGACAGAGCAGCAGAGCUCAGACCUCUUCAGCUACUUCCAGGAGGCCGUGAGCCUGUGGGAGACACAUCAGAGUGUGCUGCUGACGCAGGAGCUGGAGCUCGAGAAGAGGAUGGAGCAGCAACGGCAGAAGGACAGGCGGGAGAACCAGGCCCAGGAGGCUCACCUUGACAAGCUCUUGGACCAACUGAGGCAGCAAAGCUAUGAGAAUAACCUGAAGUCACACCUGGAAAAGGCCAAGGAUUUUCUGAAGAAUAUGAAAUGCAGGUACGAGGCUUUCCAUGGCCUCCUGACCAAGGAGGUGAUGGGGUACCCAGUGACCACGCUGAAGGAACUCAGCUCCUACAGCUCCCGCCUCAGCCGACACUUCUGUGUGCGUGAAAUCUUUGAACAGAACCUGGAGGGAGAAGUCAUUUUCCAGUUGAGGGAACCAGAACCACAUGAAAAGCAAUUCCAGAAGAGAACGGGAAGACCGAGAGGAAAACGAAGGUUCAAAGCAAACACGCGUGAACGUGACAGAAGCGGCAGGAGGAGGAGGAGUUUCCUCAAGCCAGCAGAAGAGAUAGAAGAAGAAGAAGAUCAAGAGGUCGAGUCCUCCACCACACAAGAGGUGGUCAUGAGCCCACAGAAGUCCGUACUGAGUGAAGAGACGGAUGAGUCCAGGGAGGACUCUAUUCCAGGACUGGAAGAGACUCAGGUUGACAGAGACAGCUCCUUGAGAUCACCCCCAAACCAGGCCAGUGUGCUGGUUCACGAAGAAGAAGAGGAAGAGAAGAAGAAGGUGGAGGAGGAGAGGGAGGAGGAGGAGGAAGAGGAGGAGGAGGAGGAAGAGGAGGAGGAGGAGGAGCAGAGGAGCUCAUCUGUGGAUGAGGUCAAAGCCCAGGAGGAGAGUCUAGGGGAGAUCUCCCAGGAGGAGAUGGAGUUCUUCACAACCUCUAGUGGGAACACUUACUUUGUUUUCCUACCCCUGAAACAAGAAGAGAACAGCAAGACACCCCAUUCCAACCUUCCUGCCAUUUUCUUCAAGGACAUUUCCAGUGCCAGGGUCUUAGAAGAAGUGAUCAUUCCAUCCAGACUAGUUUUAGAGAUUAAGAAACAGCUUCGAACUGGCUUUUUUGAGCACUUGGAGAAAUGGUUUGACCAAUGUGCCCUCAAUGCUCGGGUCAUCAUGGCCAGGAAGAUUGAUGAACUGGAUUCAGAACUGGAGCUGCGUCUGCACCUGCACCAGCCAAGAGCCCAGCGCAUUGAGAAGGACAUCCACAACGUCAGGGCAGCUGAACUCUUGCUUCACCAAGAACGGCUGGACAGGCACUGUGCAGGGGUGAUGGAGACACUGAGGAAGGAGAGGAUGAUGUUCUGCCAGUUCCAAGAAGAGCAAAACCUGAAGAGCAAACACUUCCGCCGCAAGAUUUCUGACAUGGAGCACAUCUUCUUGAACGCCACCAAGAGCCAGAAGCUGGCGACCCUCAGCAGCACUCUGCACCGGGAGCUGCUCAGCUAUGUCGACGUCAUCCAGGUGUCCCUGCGCAGCUUCCGCCAGUACCUGGGAGAGAGCCUGGGCAAGCUGCGCUACACCAACAUUGAGUUCAUCAAGCACUGCAGAUUGUUUUCAGAGGGAGGCAACUUUUCUUCUGAAGAAAUUGACUCGCUGUGUCAUCGAUUAGAGAAGGAAGCUGCCCGGAUAGAGUUUGUUGAAAAUUUAAUCAUGAUCAACAUGGAAAAGAUGGAGAGCGAUUACCUGGACCAGGCUAAUGAGUUCAUCAGCAAGUUUGAAAGUAAAUUCCAUAACCUGUCCGUGGACCUUAUUUUCAUAGAGAAAAUCCAGCGCUUGCUGACAAAUCUGCAAGUAAACAUCAAGUGUGAGGUAGCAAAAUCCAAUUUGCAGACAGAGGGAUUAAAUUCUUCUCUAGAACAGCUUCAAAGCAAGGUACAAAUGUGCCGAAGCUCAAAAGGGGAUAAACAAGUAGUGAGCACAGAAGACCUCCUUGGCCUUAUUCGAACUUGGAAAGAAAAACUGAGCCAAAGGAUUGAGUAUCUCAACUGCAAGCUGGACAUGAUAUCCAUGACUCACCUGGUCUUUUCUGACAACGUCUUGACUGACCUGGAGGUAGACAGUGACAUCUUGUUAUCUUCAGAAGUCUAUGAAGAAGAGGCUAAGGCAGACAUAGUCACCCCUGAGUCCUUUGCCCAGCCAAGCCGCAUGGGGAAGUCCAUGAUUGAAGACCCAGCCGUGGAGGUGGUCAAGAGGAUCCUGCAGUUUCCUGACUCGAAGUCCUCAACCCAUCAGUGUGACAAAGAACGGUCCCAGACAGGUAGGGGCAGCCAGGCCUGUGGAUUUAGGGCGCUGACAGUGGGGUAGCCGGGGGUGCCACCUCGUCCCUCCUCACCUGGUAUCCUCUGUUGUUCUCCUGGGUGCCCAUCACCCAAAGCCUUGAGGCGACUCCGGAACCGAGCGGAGCACUCCCUGAAGAAGGCCGUGUCCAUCGCCAGUGCCACCUCGGCAGCCAGCGUCACGAGGUACACCAAGCCCAACCGACUGGAUAGAAAGUACCAGGUGCUCGGCGACAGGCCUCCUCCGGCAGAGGAUUUUAAAGGCAUCAUCCUGAGCCUCCUCUGGGAGAGCAACGAGCUCCUGCUGACGGUCGUGGAGGAGUAUUACCGCAAAGAUAGACGCUCAGUCACCAGGCCCGACUGCAUGUAUGAGACCUUCGACCAGUGCGCGGAGAACAUCUGCAGGAAGAUCCUGGAGUACCACAGCCAGGCAGACGAUUACCACAACUCCUGCCUCAUAGAAUUACGGGCCCAGAUGAGGAGAUUUGAGGAGCUUCUGCCCCAGGCAUGUUGGCUGGUGAUGGAGAAUUUCAGGGAGCACCACUGGAAAAAAUGCUGCGCCUCCACCAAAGAUAUCCGAAGACAGUUCUUGAAUCACCAGGAACAGCUGGAGAAAAGGAAGGAUGAAAAUGCCCAGAAGCUCCACCCGAAUCUCGGACACCCUGCGCAGCUCCAGGAUAUGGAGUCUCUCUGUCAAGUGGAAGAGAAGAGGCAGGGAGAUCUGGACAGCUUGAUUGUGGUAACCAAGGAGAAGCUGGAGGAAUGCACACGGAAGUACGCCCGGUUUUUCAUAGCCAGCUUGGCCACCUUCACCGAGAAGUUCCUGCUGCAGUUGGAUGAGGUGGUCACCAUUGACGACGUCCAGGUUGCAAAGAUAGAGCCGCCCAAACAGAAAACCUCAAUCCUAAUACGGAGGAAACUGGCCGGGCUGUCCCUGGAGGAAGAGAGUGAGAAGCCCCUGAUUGAACGGGGGAGCAGAAAGUGGCCAGGAAUCAAACCUACUGAGGUCACCAUCCAAAACAAGAUUCUCCUCCGGAAAACGCCAUGUAUCACAACCACCAAAACCACCCUGGGCCACCUGGCAUCCGUGGAAGCCCGAGAUGCCGUCUACCUGAAAUAUUUAGCGUCAUUUGAAGAGGAGCUGAAGAAGGUCCAGGAGGACAACGCGCUGCAGGUGAAAGAGGCUCAGCGCUGGAAGGACAGCUGGAGACACUCCGUGAACAUCAUUCAGGGCCUGUACUUGUGA
This is a messenger RNA of Dama dama (fallow deer), 5272 nucleotides long. RefSeq names its product coiled-coil domain containing 180 (gene CCDC180). The record is from RefSeq and is a predicted model, not a curated record. NCBI's taxonomy places the organism in Eukaryota, Metazoa, Chordata, Mammalia, Artiodactyla, Cervidae. The transcript is spliced from 37 exons.